Bombina bombina (fire-bellied toad) is the source of this 1398-nucleotide messenger RNA. It is a transcript of the gene RND1, whose product is annotated as Rho family GTPase 1. The transcript has 5 exons. The record is from RefSeq and is a predicted model, not a curated record. Lineage: Eukaryota; Metazoa; Chordata; Amphibia; Anura; Bombinatoridae. The coding region runs from base 91 to 789 and encodes 232 amino acids. Gene Ontology annotation, biological process: small GTPase-mediated signal transduction. Gene Ontology annotation, molecular function: GTPase activity; GTP binding.
AUUCUGUAGUGGCAUUUUAGCUCUUUGUGGUGUUUGCAGCAGUUCUGUUAUCAUUUAUAACUUCCAGUUGUGGACCUUUGUGCUAAUACAAUGAAGGAACGGAGGAAUCCCCAACCCGCUGUGGUCAGAUGCAAACUGGUUUUAGUUGGAGAUGUGCACUGUGGGAAAACCGCAAUGCUGCAAGUACUGGCAAAGGACUGCUACCCCGAGACAUAUGUACCUACAGUAUUUGAAAACUACACAGCCAGCAUGGAGACCGAGGAACAGCGCGUAGAACUCAGCCUAUGGGAUACAUCAGGAUCGCCAUAUUACGAUAAUGUGCGUCCCCUUUGCUACAGUGACUCUGAUGCAGUGUUGCUUUGCUUUGACGUCAGUCGACCAGAGAGCUUGGAUAGUGCCCUGAAAAAGUGGAAGACAGAAGUCCUAGACUAUUGCCCUAGCACAAGGAUACUUCUGAUUGGCUGCAAGACAGAUCUACGUACUGACCUUAGCACAAUUAUGGAGCUUUCAAACCAGAAACAGGCACCACUAUCUUAUGAACAGGGUUGUGCUGCAGCAAAACAACUAGGGGCAGAAAGCUACCUGGAGUGUUCAGCUUUCACAUCUGAAAAAAGCGUACACAGCAUAUUCCGAUCUGCAGCCUCAGUUUGUCUGACAAAACCUUCACCUCCAGGUAGGAGGAGCCCAGCUCGGAGCCUGUCCAAGAGACUGCUAAAUCUACCCAGUCGUUCUGAGCUAAUUUCUUCCACCUUCAAAAAAGAAAAGGCCAAAAGUUGCUGUCUGAUGUAGGGUUAUUGUGCCAACACAUCACAUGGACACUUAUUUAAGACUAUGGACAUUCCCCUACAUUCUAAAUCACCACUGGAAGAGCAGACUGGGCCCCCGGGGGUGAAGGUUCUGGGGAAGUAGUAGGUCCAGCGCCCCCUUCCGGAUGGAGCUGUUGCUAAAGCUUGCACAGAAGGGCUGAAGACUUAUUGAUUUGCACAAAGACUAACUUGCACAUGGAGGGAGUAUAUACCGGGAACGUGGAGGCAAAACUACUAAUUUUUGUGACCACAAGAAGAAAAAAAAACAAAGCUGCUCUUUAAUAGGAGUAUUAAUCUUUUACCAUACCAUGGCUGAUUCCCUGAACUUGCCAGAAACUACAGUAUUAAUAACCCUUGGUACUUAUGCCUGUAUGGUACUGUAUAGGUAGCAGAUUCUGGUGAAAGCACAGGAGUGACUGUCUUCCCAGUGUCACAAGGACUUUAAAUUUAUUUUUUAAUCCACUGUAAAUCUGUAUGUGCUUGAUCUGUGAUACUGAAUUUAUUUAUUUGAAGAUAUAUGGGAGAAACUAUUUCAAAGAGCCUAUUUGGGGAACUAGGAUAUUAAUAAACCUUGUUUUGCACAUGACAGACA